Messenger RNA from Diospyros lotus (date-plum), 811 nucleotides. Its product is annotated as acireductone dioxygenase 2-like. Gene Ontology annotation, molecular function: acireductone dioxygenase [iron(II)-requiring] activity. The transcript has 6 exons. Lineage: Eukaryota; Viridiplantae; Streptophyta; Magnoliopsida; Ericales; Ebenaceae. The record is from RefSeq and is a predicted model, not a curated record. Bases 151 to 636 code for a protein of 161 amino acids. Gene Ontology annotation, biological process: L-methionine metabolic process.
AAAAGGGUCUCCCUUGCAUUCCAUUCCACUGCUCUGGUAUAUAUCUCUCUAUAAAUAAAUUGAAUGUCUCGACGCUCGGAUUAUCUAACGACGGAGAGCUAAGGACCCUUUUGAUUUACAGAGAGAGGAAGCUAGCCGAAGACCGGAGCAAUGGCGCUUGCAGCCAAGGAGUCGGCCAUAGAGGCUUGGUACAUUGACGACAGCGACGAAGACCAGAGGCUUCCCCACCACCGCAAUCCGCCGCAAUAUGUGACCCUGGACAAGCUUAAAGAAAUGGGAGUUUUGACCUGGACGCUGGACGCCGAUAACUAUGAAACAGAUGAGGAGUUCAAGAAAGUUUAUGCAGCCCAAGGAUACACCUACUCGGACCUAGUGGAGGUUUCCAAGAGUAACAUGGAAGAUUACGAGGUGAAGCUCAAAAGCUGGUUCGGCGUACACACGGGCGCCGAAGACAAAACCCGCUUCUGCCUCGCCGGAAGUGGGUACUUCGACGUGAAGGACCCGAAGGGCGAGUGGGUCCGCGUGUGGCAAAAGAAAGGUGGCUUGAUUGUCCUCCCUGCUGGACUUCCCCACCGCUACACCCUCGACACAAACAACACUCACAAGGUGAUGCGACUCUUUGUUACUCCACCAUAAGAGACCUCGCGAUCAUUUAUAGCUUCUUGGUGAUCUGAUCUGUGGGCUGUGUUAACUGUUGUUGUAGCAGCAAGAGUCUCGAGAGAAGACUAAUUAAAUUUGCUUUUGGGUUGUUGUGUUGUUAAUGUCUUUGUAUUCUGGCUAAUAAUAAUAAUAAAUAAUACGUAUUUGAUCA